ACCUGGGCGAGUCUAGCAACUAUGAACUUGGGUUCACAGCAAACAAGGUGGUGUUGGAGAUCGACGGCGCUGAGGCCGAUCUCACCAUCAUCGACCUGCCCGGCAUCAUCCACGACCACCCCAAGGGCCGGCACUACGUGGAGAUCGUGGAGCGCAUGACCAAGCAGAACCUCAGUCCCGAGCACCACAUCAUUGCCAUGGCGCUGCCGGCGGCUGCGGAUGCGGAGACACAGGCUAUCCGGUUGUGGGCGCGCGAGGUGGACCCCCAGGGCGACCGCAGCAUCGGCAUCAUCACCAAACCCGACAUGAUUGGGGAGGGCGCGCACAUCACACAUGGAAAGCUAGUCAGGCUGGUGGCCGGCAAGGG
Astrephomene gubernaculifera is the source of this 367-nucleotide messenger RNA. The record is from the annotation of a GenBank genome assembly. Lineage: Eukaryota; Viridiplantae; Chlorophyta; Chlorophyceae; Chlamydomonadales; Astrephomenaceae.